AUGGGAAUGUUCACGUUUCUGUUACUGCAAUUAAAUUAUUCUUAUUCUAAGGCCACAGUAAUAAGUUCGGCAAUUGGGGGCGUACUAACAUUAGGAUUGGCCUUUUCUCCGAUUUGCAGAUGUAUUUUUAUGAUGGUCUUGCCCCAGUUAUUUUCGGACAAGGGUCGACAUGCGCUACUCAUGUACGCGUUCAUUUUAUCGUUUUCCGGACCUUCCAAGACUACAUUACACAACACCGGAGUGUUAUCGGAAUCGCUCACUUGCUUGCAGGACGAAAUAAAAUCGGCCAUACGACAAAUCGUUGAAAUAAUAAAAAAGCCACUACUGGCCAUCCGAACUUCUAUAACGCGCAUAAAGGCAAACCUAGCGGUAAUAAUAAAUAAAAUGAAGAAAGGAAUGUUGGCCGUCAAGAAUACUGUGAUAGAGUUAGUACGAACAAUCAGGUCGGCGUAUGAAUGGCUGUACAGCGUAAUGAAUAUUUGUAACAAAAAAGUCGGCACACCAUAUCAGAGGUGCACGAAAAUGUUUGACAACGCUUUGGAGGAGUGUAAAGUGACAGUGUCGCCUACUUUCGAUUUUAUGUGUUCGAUAUCCUACGUGAUUUCAAAUGUAUGCUACACGGUCAAGUUUCUGGACAGCCUUUGUGAAUUUUUCGAAUUCAUAAACGAAUCUAUUUUCGGGGCCAUUCAUAAAAGUUUAAAGAGUUACGUACGUCACAUGAAAAACAUGUUUUACGUAUCCAUCGAGUUCAAACAUUCGUUUGCAUUUGAGUCGACACCGAGCAAAAUGAGUAGUGACAUUAUUCGUGGUAUCAUUACCGAAAUUAAGUACAAGAUCGAAAAUGUCGUAGUGUUGUUUGACUGGGCUGGGUCGAUUUUUUCGUUCUUCUUUCUGUACGUGUUUGUAAGGGUGUUACGGUACAGACAGAAGUAUUUGACGGUUGAUUCGUUUGAUAACAAAUACUUGACAAAGGAGUUAUACGAGCUAGACGAACGGAAACAGAUCCUUGAUCGACCGACCAUUAUGCCGCUGACUAGAGUAGAAAAAAAUAAAUUCAUAGAGCGAACAUCUGCUCAUUUGGUACUGAAAGAAAGAAAAGCGUUGUUCCGGUCAUUGGCCAUACUACUACUGGCGACAUUUAAAAUACUCAUACAAAUGGCGGUGGAUUACAGUCUUUAUUGGAUAUUGAUCACUGUCAGAAAAUAUGGGCGACUGUCAUCACAACUCGACCCACCAAGAAUGAUCGAUGUGAACAUCGAAGGCGAUGGAAUACUAGCAGAUCUGUAUAAGACUAUAAUUCAAACAUUUAAGCCGGUGGCAAAGGAAAUGAACAUGGACACAAUGAGUUGCUUGCCGAAUCCAUGGCCGCCAAACUACGAUUGCUAUCGGCGGAUAAUUUUUGUGUUAGUUUUGACGUGGUUUUUGGCUAUUAUGCAACCAUACGGUUUGCGGUUUCGGUCUUACGUUAUGGGAUACUAUCACCCAGACGUGGCUAGCACAAGAGCGGUAUGGCUGCAUAACCAUAUAAUCCGCCGGAGAAUCAGUUUUGUCAAAUUCGCAAGACGAUUUCUGCGCAGGAAAUUCGGCUUGGGUGGCGGAGAAGGUGCUACAGACACAUCCUUUAUGGAUUUUAUCUAUUCUAAGUAUCCGUUCUUGGAUCGCAUCUGGAGUCGUAAGAAGCAGACAGUAUGCCUGCUAUGUGGCUACAAAGCAAAGGCAAGAGACUUAAAAUCGGGCGAAAUUAUAUUGUGUGCCAAUGAGAACUGUAAAGGUGUGUAUUGUUCAAAAUGUUUCACAGACAUUGAUAACAUGUGCACUCUGUGCAGCAAGCCUAUUCAUUAUGGAGAUAUAACAGACAUUAGUGAAGAAAAAGAUAGUUCAUCGGAUGCAGCGGAGACCAACGCAGUAAAAUUAUCAUUGCGCAAAAGACCAUCGAAGAAGAUUGGGAAACGAAGACAUACGGUUACGUGGGCCAAAACAAAAGUGCCCUCAGUUUUUCGUAUAGAUAGCUCUGGCGAGGAAGGCGAUAUCAGCGAUGAGAGAUCAAGCGUAUGUACAAACAGUACAUGUAGCACUGUCUCAAAUUCUUAUGAAAAUGAUCCUAACUACGUGAACGCGGAUUUGAACUACAAGACAUUAAUUGUAGAGAGUCAAGAUGGAAUCCGAACGAAUUUGUCGAUUUAGUUAUAACAGUACUGUGAUUACAUUUUUUUCUGAUGAUCAACGAGCUUAAUUAAUUAAAUAAAAUAUUAAAUUACACGAAAUUAAUACAAUAUAAUAUAAUGUUAUAUUAUAAGACGUUAUAUGGUACAAUAUAAUAUAUUUCUGUACUCAUUAUUGGAAUUGUAAUAUUGUAUAAUUGUAAAAUAGCAUUCAAAUAACUUACUAAUAAUUAUAUAAUCUGUAUAAUGUA
This is a messenger RNA of Metopolophium dirhodum (rose-grain aphid), 2413 nucleotides long. Its product is annotated as DC-STAMP domain-containing protein 2-like. Gene Ontology annotation, cellular component: membrane. The transcript has 13 exons. The record is from RefSeq and is a predicted model, not a curated record. Lineage: Eukaryota; Metazoa; Arthropoda; Insecta; Hemiptera; Aphididae. The coding region runs from base 1 to 2184 and encodes 727 amino acids.